AUGGAAUGGCUAGGAUCUGACAUCUUCAAGAAUUUGGCUUUACUCAAGCUUUUUCCUAUUGCUGUGGCCAUCGAGUUGUGGGGUGCAGAGAAGAGGGACCAGCCAGUGAAAGUAAGGGAAGGCGCCGACGAACGGCAGGGCGUCCGUCCGUUCAUCGCCGGCGUCCUUCGCGGGCUGUGUCCCCCGGAGCUCCUCUCCUCGUGUCCUCGGAGGGAGCGAGAUUCGCGGGUGCCGCGGUUGCAGGAACGCCGAGGUGGGGGGUGGUGCUGCAGCAUGCUGCUCCGAAACCACCUCCCUCUGCAGUCCAUGGGGAAAGAGACAGAGGGGGCGGGACUCUUGCUCAGGGGGAAGGGCAGAUAUAUCUGUCCACUUUUUGCAAACUGUCGGGAGAAAAUUAAGAAAAGGACCUUUGAGAAUACAGACUUAUUGGAACUACACGAACUGGAACUGCUAAAAGACGCUAUUAACGGCAGACGCAAGAAAGCCAUACAGCGUGAAACAACAGCCACUCAAGGAGAGUUCACUAAACAGGGAACACAGUUCUGCAAGAAAAUGGAGGAACAAAACUGUUUACUAUUGGACAGAGAAUCUCCAGAGAAACAGCAAUACAAGAAGCAUGACAUCAAGAUAGCGUGCUACAUAUUACUUCCAUGGUUGUUGGUGCUGAGUUUUUUGGUUGCUGUGUUGUUUGAACUAUACCAGAAGCCAAUUGGAAUUGAUGAUCCGACAAAGGAUUUACCACAGAAGACAUUGUUAUCACAUAAAAUAAGAGAAGUUCAGGUGGAUCGACUCCUGACAUCAGACAUUGAUACAUCAAGAGACAUUGUUGGACAAAUUAGAUUCGGUUAUGGCUCCAGAGAUCAACCUUGUUUGACUAUAUUUUUUGAGCAUACCUCAGAAAUCACGGUUCAUGCAAAAGUAGGACCAAAAGCCAAAUUCACACAGUCACAGGGGAAUUAUACCCAUAAUAAUCAGACAGGUGUUUGGGAAUGUCAUCCUACUGAGUCCAUGUGGUGGUCUAUAACAAUUAAGGGAGAAGAACAUGCACAAUGGACAGGUGAUGUUACCAAUGAGAUGUUAACAUCAGGGAAAAUGGGAAGAUCUAAGACAGAGAUUUGGUAUAAGACUCAGUCUUAUGGGAAAAUCUUAGAUCCUUCACUGCUUUCUAUAUCAGCAGGGGAUGAUGAUUGGACUAGGGUUUGGAACUUUCAGGUGGAAAGAGAGACAGCUUUGGUCAAAGUAUCUUUUGUGUUUACGGUAACUAAUUCUAUAGCACCUGAAGUUAGAGUUAAUCCCCGUAGUGUCCAAGAGGAAUUGGAACCUAUAGAACUACAAUCCGGGAAAGGUAUGCGCAAUGCGCAUAGACAACCUCCACUGCUGCCGGCACUUUCUCCGGUGUCUUCACCUCCUGUGUCUCCUUCACAUCCCAUGCCUCCUGGACCUGACUAUUCCAAACAGGUAGAACCGAUGCAGCUGGUGUUCACCUGCCUUUCAGUGGAGGAGACAGACUAA
Molecule: messenger RNA, 1512 nt
Organism: Spea bombifrons (plains spadefoot toad)
Lineage: Eukaryota; Metazoa; Chordata; Amphibia; Anura; Pelobatidae
Exons: 5
Coding region: 1-1512 (503 amino acids)
Source: RefSeq, a predicted model, not a curated record